This is a messenger RNA of Brassica oleracea var. oleracea, 859 nucleotides long. RefSeq names its product RPM1-interacting protein 4. The transcript has 4 exons. Lineage: Eukaryota; Viridiplantae; Streptophyta; Magnoliopsida; Brassicales; Brassicaceae. The record is from RefSeq and is a predicted model, not a curated record. Bases 59 to 676 code for a protein of 205 amino acids.
CAUCAUUCCAUACAUAGCCCAUUGAAGCCUUUCCUCAUUCCUCUCAAGAUCAAGAAAUAUGGCAAACCGCGCGCACGUUCCAAAGUUUGGGGACUGGAACAACCAAUCUCAACCAUUCACAGCCGUCUUCGACAACGCUAGGACGAACAAACGAGCUGACUUGUACGAGUCUCUAGAGAACUCUGACAUCAAAACUCAAGCAAAACCUCCUCCACAACAACCUGCUCCUAUAAUUCCAAAACCGGUUAGAGCGCCACCACCAACCGAGACAAACAAAGUCAGAGCUCCUCCUGCCGAUCAGCUCUACGGAGCUAGAGGCGGACUAUACGGAGGUUAUGGAGGUGGAGGCGGAUCUGGAAACCAGCGGCAGCCUCAAGCUCCUCCUCGGCCACCACAGACACAGCCUAAACCAAAUGUUAGAGGCGGCAACAACGGAAGGGGAGGGACGACGAUUCCACCAUUUCCAGGAUCAGUGGGCUCAGGGGAUCAGAACAUGAGUUACACACACAUUUUCGACCAAGUCAAGGAAGAGAGGCGAGAUGCCAGAUCCAACGGUGGAUCAGUAGGUAAUACUCCAUCUCGCCCCAUCAACGAUCAAUGGUCACAUGAAUCUACUGCUCCAGGCUCCUUCAAGUUUUGUUGCUUCUCAUGGGGACGAAAGGGAAGCAGCUAUUGAAGACAGUGAACGUACAUAUUGUAUCAACUCACGACAUUUUCCCUCUUUUUCAUUUUCUUGUGUGUUCUUUUUGGUUUCUUUCUAUUUGUAACAAGGAGAGUGAUUUAUGUUGUUAACAACGUUGGAGCCAAUCACUAUUAAAACAUAACUUAUUUAAAUUCAUUUCUCAAAUUAAUAUAGUAG